UUUGCGUCCUAGUCUGUUCACACAAUUCAAACGCAUGCCAUACGAAACUUGCUAGACAAAAAUGAGGACGCUGUCGUGCUCUAUGACUACCUUUGCCGAUAAAGGGAUUUCCUGUGAGCUUUCGCAAAAACGUAGAUACGCCCAAACACCUAGACCGAAAGACGAUUCUAACGCGCACAGCAGCGGCACGAACCACGGCAAUAAAAAAGGACAUGCUUCGGAGAGCGCGCACAGCUCGACCAGAAGGAGGGGCCCAGUCAUAAAAACGGACUUAAGCGAUGCGUUCUGCACUUUGACCUUCGAAGAGGAAGAUGAAGCCGAUUACAGAGAAGGCGGAUAUCAUCCUGUAGAGAUAAAUCAUGUCUACAACUCGAGAUACAAAAUCAUAUCGAAGCUAGGAUGGGGAUACUUCUCAACUGUCUGGCUAGCUCUAGACUUGAAGAAAGAUACCAAAGUCGCACUCAAAAUCAUCAGGGGUGCCAGCAGAUAUAGUAAGUCUGCUGAGGACGAAAUUCAGCUACUUCGGAGAGUCUCUACAACCAAUAAGAGAAAAUCUCAGUUUAUCGUGAGUUUCCUAGACCAUUUCACCAUUAUUGGUCCAAACGGGCUACACACGUGCCUGGUCUUCGAGAGCCUCGGAUGCAACCUGUUUACUUUGAUUCGCAUGUAUGAACAUAAAGGUGUACCUGUUCCCCUGGUCAAAAUCUUUAUAAAGCAAAUCUUAUUCGCGCUAGAUUACUUGCAUUGCUAUUGUCAAAUUAUUCAUACUGAUUUAAAGCCGGAAAACAUUUUGCUUUACAUCAAUCCAAACCUAUCAUUGAUUUCUAAAGGCAGUCCCGGUUCAGACCCGAAAAUGUCGACAAAUCGUUCUAAUGACGGGAGCUAUGAAAACACGAACGAGAAAAAAGAUGACAUCAGAUGUAGAAAUAAAAGGAGUGGCACUAGUUCAUCACACACAAAAUGCCAUAUCGAGCGUCGCGUUCCGCCAAAAAAUAAAGAAGAGCUGUUGAUUUGUUUUGGAAAUGGUUCUUUUCGAUGUAAGGUUGUUGAUCUAGGCAAUGCUUGUUGGGUUCACAAGCAUUUUACAGACCAGGUCCAGACGCGACAAUACCGCGCUCCAGAAGUGAUUCUCGGCUGCAGUGACUAUAAUACAUCAAUUGACAUAUGGAGUUUAGCCUGCAUUGCCUUUGAACUUCUCACUGGAGAUCUUUUGUUUACACCGCACUCGUCUGAGUAUUACGACAAAAAUGACGACCAUCUUACCCAAAUGAUCGAAUUGUUAGGAAAUCCACCGCGUUCAUUCGUCCGUAGCUGUAGAUUGGGUCACCACUACUUGACCAAGAACGGAAGCCCCAAACAUAUCCACAAACUGUGUUAUUGGCCCCUGCAAGAUGUCUUGAUUGAGAAGUACAGAUUUCUCGAAAGAGAUGCUGCAGAGAUUUGCGACUUUUUGCUGCCUAUGCUCGAAUACUCUCCUAUGAAGAGAGCAACUGCUGCCGAACAGUUAAAGCAUCCUUGGAUUAGGAACAUUGACGUCGACGACUUCAGUACGGCCUUCGAUUAA
Schistocerca gregaria is the source of this 1564-nucleotide messenger RNA. Its product is annotated as serine/threonine-protein kinase SRPK-like. The transcript has 6 exons. The coding region runs from base 62 to 1564 and encodes 500 amino acids. Gene Ontology annotation, molecular function: protein kinase activity; ATP binding. The record is from RefSeq and is a predicted model, not a curated record. Gene Ontology annotation, biological process: protein phosphorylation; spliceosomal complex assembly; regulation of mRNA processing. Lineage: Eukaryota; Metazoa; Arthropoda; Insecta; Orthoptera; Acrididae.